Messenger RNA from Cottoperca gobio, 2029 nucleotides. It is a transcript of the gene brd7, whose product is annotated as bromodomain containing 7. Gene Ontology annotation, biological process: regulation of transcription by RNA polymerase II. The record is from RefSeq and is a predicted model, not a curated record. Gene Ontology annotation, cellular component: nucleus. Lineage: Eukaryota; Metazoa; Chordata; Actinopteri; Perciformes; Bovichtidae. Bases 103 to 1938 code for a protein of 611 amino acids. The transcript is spliced from 17 exons.
UGUCCGGCAGGUGGCGCUAGAGGCCUGCACGGAUCUGCAGCGCUUCCGCCUGCACACACAGAGAUCAGAGAAAGCAAGCGGUGCCAGAUCAAAAUACAAACAAUGGGCAAGAAGCACAAAAAGCACAAGUCCGAAAAACACGGAUAUGAAGAGUAUGGAGAGAGACCACUGAAGCUCGUGUUGAAAGUGUCUGGAAACGAAGUGACAACAGGAACCUCGAGUCGGGACACUUUCUAUGAUGAACAGCCGGCUGACGUAGACAAACCCAAGGACAAGAAGAAGAAAAAGAAGAAGGAUAAAGAGAAGACUCUUGGGUCACCAGAGGAUGACAAAGGGAAGAAAAAGAUAACAAAGAAGAAGAAAGGACAGGAAGCAGAUGGAGAUGAUGAACGGAGCAGAACUCCGAUACGUUCAGAGUUGGAUAAACUGGAAGAAAAGGAACAAACUCCUCUGCAGGAAGCUUUGAACCAGCUCAUCAGGCAGCUCCAAAGGAAAGAUCCCAGUGCAUUCUUCUCUUUUCCGGUGACGGACCUCAUCGCUCCUGGCUACUCUGUGAUCAUCAGACGGCCUAUGGACUUCAGUACAAUGAAGGACAAAGUGAAGAAAGAGUACUACCAGUCGUUGGAUGAACUCAAGGGGGAUUUACGGAUUAUGUGUGAGAACGCAAUGAUUUACAACAAGCCUGAGACGAUUUACCACAGAGCAGCUCGGAAACUGUUGCACUCAGGAUUGAAGAUCUUGAGCCAGGAAAGAGUGGAGAGCCUGAAGCAGAGCAUCGCGUUCAUGACAGGCCUCGACCCUUCUGCCAAACUGCCGGGAAAGACCGAGGGGCAGGGGGGCACCGGCCUGGACCAGAACAGAGAGGGCGCCUCGACUGCAGACGCCAGCGACAGAUCCCAGACCCCCAUCGCACUCAGAAAGGAAAAGGACUCCAAGGACGAAGCGGCGAAGGUAGAGAAAGAGCUGGAGGAAAUCCGCAAGGUCAUCGAGGAGUCUGGAGGAAAACUGUCCGACAGAGUGCUGCAGUGUGAUUUGGAGUUUGUGAGGCGGAAGUCCGACGGCUCCACCACUCUGGCGGUCCUCAACCCAGCAGAUCCAUCAGCAGGAGAUGUUGGUUACUGUCCUGUGAAACUGGGCAUGAUGUCCAAUCGGCUGCAGAGCGGCGUGAACACCCUGCAGGGCUUCAGGGAGGACAAGAGGAACAGGAUUACUCCAGUGUCCUACGUCAACUACGGGCCUUUCACCUCCUACGCUCCAACAUACGACUCCAGCUUUGCCAACGUCAGCAAGGAGGAUUCUGACCUCAUCUGCUCUCUCUAUGGCGAGGAGUCCAGUCCUCAGGGCGCAGACAGUUUGAAAGACUUCCUGGCCAAAUCGGACGAGUACGUGUACAAACUGGCGGACAAUGUUCUGGAUGCUCUGACGAACGGAGAGCAUUCAAAGACACUGAAGGAGACGCAGCAGGUGGACGGGGAAACAAAUACACAAGAGGACAAGCGUGACAUGAAGGAAUCUGAAUCUGCAUCCAGCACCAACUUCCUGCGCUCGGCUGCAGGCCUGCAGACAGCUGAGCAACUCUCUGGGGAGGCUCUGCACUUCCAGCAGAAAUUGGACGAGACUACAAAGCUCCUGCGUGACUUGCAGGAAGCACAGAAGGAGCGUCUGAGCGCCAAGCAGCCACCUAACAUGAUUUGCUUGCUGGCCCCGACUGCCAAGGAGCUGGAGCUGGCUGAGAAGGUGACGGGGAACUUGGCUGAGCUGACGGGUCAGGUGGCCCCGUGUGACGUCAGCAGUGUGUACGGCAUCAGGAAGGCCAUGGGCAUCGCUGUCCCUCCAGAACCAGCCGGGCCCUUCAUUGACCUCACGACAGUGCAGGAGACGGCCGAACCGAUGGAGACCGUGUCCAGCUGUCCGGAUGCAGUCGUCGCUGUUAAAUGAUAUUCCACCCUUUCAGUUUAAUUAAGUUAAGUUUUGUACGAAGGUGCUUUUUGUUUGCGUUUCAUUCAAUAAACCUGUUUUUGUUAAUGUA